This is a messenger RNA of Dromaius novaehollandiae (emu), 1254 nucleotides long. RefSeq names its product aryl hydrocarbon receptor interacting protein (gene AIP). The record is from RefSeq and is a predicted model, not a curated record. Gene Ontology annotation, molecular function: peptidyl-prolyl cis-trans isomerase activity; protein binding. Lineage: Eukaryota; Metazoa; Chordata; Aves; Casuariiformes; Dromaiidae. Bases 142 to 1134 code for a protein of 330 amino acids. The transcript has 6 exons.
CGCCCCGGGGAGCCGCUGGCUGGCGCCGCCGCCGGCGGUGCGCCCUCGCCGCCGGCAGGGGCCGCUGCGGAGCGAGCGCGGCUCUCCGGAAAAAGCCGAGCGUCGGCGGCGCCGCCCGAAGCGGCGCAGCGGCGGGGGAUCAUGGCGCAGCAGGUCGAGCAGCUGCGGGCCGACGGCGUCCACAAGGAGGUGAUCCGCGAGGGCACGGGCCCGCUGCCCGACUUCCGAGACGGCACCAAGGCGACCUUCCACUACCGGACGCUGCGGUGCGGGGCCGAAGAGCGGGCCUUGGACGACAGCCGGGCGCGGGGGAAGCCCAUGGAGCUCAUCGUCGGCAAGAAGUUUAAGCUGCCGGUGUGGGAGGCGGCGCUGCGCACCAUGCGGCCGGGGGAGCGCGCCCGCUUCCGCUGCGACGCCAAGCAUGUUGUACUGUACCCCAUGGUGUCCAAGAGCCUGCGCAACAUCGCAGCGGGGAAGGACCCGCUGGAGGGGCAGCGGCACUGCUGUGGCAUCGCCCAGCUCCAUGAGCACCACUCGCUCGGCUACCCCGACCUUGACGAGCUGCAGAAGAACCCCCAGCCCCUCAUCUUCGACAUCGAAGUGCUCAAGGUGGAGGAGCCUGGCUCGUACCAGCAGGACCCCUGGGCCAUGACGGACGAGGAGAAGUUGCAGGCCGUACCCCUGAUCCACAAGGAGGGCAACGAGCUGUACCGGCAGGGCAAGGUGCAUGAGGCAGCCGCCAAGUACUACGAUGCCAUCGCCUGUCUCAAGAACCUGCAGAUGAAGGAGCAGCCUGGCUCUCCAGACUGGAUUGAGCUUGACCAGAAGAUCACACCACUGCUGUUGAACUAUUGCCAGUGCAAGCUGCAGUGCCAGGAGUACUACGAGGUGCUGGAUCAUUGCUCCUCCAUUCUCAACAAGUACGAGGACAAUGUCAAGGCCUACUUCAAGCGGGGCAAGGCACACGCGGCAGUGUGGAACGUGGCGGAGGCGCAGGCUGACUUUGCCAAGGUGCUGGCACUUGACCCUUCGCUGCGCCCCGUCGUGGCCAAGGAGCUGCGGAGCCUGGAAGCCCGUCUGCGUGAGAAGGACAAGGAGGACAAGGUCCGCUUCAAGGGCAUCUUCUCUCAAUAGAGCACAUGGCUGCAUGUGAGAGUCCAAUACUCUCUGACCAGGUUCUUUUAGAUAUUCCACAUGUGGAAUGUUUAUUAAUGUUUAUUAAUGUUUAAUACAAAAUUUACUUAUUUGAAGUUA